Hyposmocoma kahamanoa is the source of this 4738-nucleotide messenger RNA. RefSeq lists its product as uncharacterized. The record is from RefSeq and is a predicted model, not a curated record. The transcript is spliced from 8 exons. Lineage: Eukaryota; Metazoa; Arthropoda; Insecta; Lepidoptera; Cosmopterigidae. The coding region runs from base 6 to 4568 and encodes 1520 amino acids.
UGGCUAUGAGCCCCCCGCGUUGCAACUUCGAUGGAGUCUUCUAUAGAGUGGUUUGCAUCACCCUGCUCGCUACAGCACUAGCUUUAACUGUCAUCCUGACUGAUGUCUUUGUAGAUCUAGAUGCUUUACUGGCAGGGAAAGGGAAAGUAUUACAACAAGCCAAAAACAAUGAAGACGAGUUCAAUAACGCAUUGAAGAUCGCGAAAGUGGAAAGUCAGAUGAAGGAAAAUCAGGAUGAUUAUAAACAGGAUGACGAUUACGCCGUUUAUAGAACCAAACGGUCUUUAGACUCAUCAACAUUUCAAUUCCACUUAAAGAAUCCAAAGAUGAAACAGAUACUAACAAACAGACUGAAUACGUUACUAGAAGAGCUCGACAUAGAAGAAACGACAAAAAGAGUAUUUAAAAAAAUAGCAGAAGAUAAAGUAGACAAUGAAAAUCACAUUGAAAUAAAUCAAGACUCGAAAGGUACAUAUAAAAAGGACGAAGACAUACUGCAUAUGACAUUGCACAAUAUUUUAUUGAAAGGACAUAUGGACAUGAAUGAAGUGUAUGGGAAAAUACAUACUUUGAUCGGCAGUUUUCUUAAAGGACAGUUUAAAAAACCCCUAACGAACGAGACUCCAGAAAAGAAAGCUAUUGCCAGGGAACAGAAACACUCCGUAAUACCUCCAAGACUAACUGAAGUUGAGGCAAAAUUUUUCGAAGAACUUGUGAAAUGUAAGGAGCUACAAAACCAAAUUCAAAAACAAAGCCUUGUAAAGACUACUACAGGUACCAGUGUUAUAAAAGAUACGACAGUUUUAAGGAAUGCUGGUUUAAAUGUGAAAAAUAAAGAAUCAGAAACAAUUAAGAUACAGAAAAGUAAAGAAAGCCCAAUGCUGAUCAAGACCGUAAUAGAUAUAACCACUGCCGAUACAGAGAAAGGAAACGACAUAUCAUCCUCCAACGAAAGCAGUGUAAAGGGAGUAAUAAAACUAUUCUACAAUGGCAAAUCAGUAAGAAUAUCACAAACGGACGAAGAAACCACAACCGUCGCUACUACAACGUCUGCUGAAAUCACGACAGUAGAACCAGACAUUGUACAAGAAAACGGAAGUAUAUUACUAACAGAAGCUUUAAUAGGCAAAGCACUAAAAGAAUAUGUAAAGAAACAUAAAAUAAUACACAGGACAACCAAAAAACGACCACAAUCUUCCGAAACACAAACCAAACGGUUAAAGAGAAACAUAAAGUUGAAAAUUAACAAUAAAUUGAACGGACACGAAGAAGUAACUCGAAGUCCUAAACCUAAUACUGAAAAGAAAGGCGACAAACCUAAAAAAGAGGACGAUGAAUUAUUUGUUGAAAUAGAAACUCACUUUGAUAGUAAAGGCAUAAAAGGUGAGAAGAAAAAGAAAUUAAUUCAAAAUAUUGUCGAAAAAAUCCAACGAGCUAUACAUUCUGAUCUGGAUGGUAUAGAAAGUAAAAAACAUGCACCUGCGGUAUCAGGGAAAUCUGGGCAUGUUUUAAAAAUAAAAAAACGAUUCCAGAAUCCUUUAACAAUAGAAGAAAACAAACUUAUGAACAAGCUUAUUGAGCCUUUAGAUAACAUUAUUAACCGUCAAAUGGAACCUAUUAGUAAAUCUGUAAGUUUGAGUGAAAGCAUGCCCAAAAUUUACUAUAAAUUGGGAGCAUCUUGGAAUAAAAAUAGAAAUGGACCUAGUUUUCUAUCUAGCACCAAAUCUAUAAACUCAGGCGAAGAGGGUGGGACGCAGUUAGAUUAUAACAAAGUAAUGAGAAAUAACGGAAUUCCACAAAGGCUGCAACAACCAUUAAAUAAUGAAGUAGUUGAUGAGAACGGCAAUGCUUAUUUUGACGUUGGCGAUCUAAAAUUUGUUAUCAAAGAAGUUGAUGGUACUGGAUUUUCUAUAGGUUUUAAUCAAUAUGUUGCUGAAGCACCCGAUCCUAAAAAUAUGAAUGUUUUCACUGGUUUACAACAAAUAUUAAAGACUUACGUAGAUUCCGGACGCUAUGAAAUUACUACUGAAGUUAAUGCAAAAGGUAUUCCGACAUAUAAAAGAAUAUACCACAGCAUUCACGACAAAAGCCAUGAAAUUGUGAAACGGAAUGUAGAAAGAGAAAUAAGGGCUGACUUUGAUGAUGAUGACCACGCUAAUGAAUAUCAAACGAUUUUUGACCAGAACUACUUACCAUACGACACUUAUCAAGAAAUUUUUGAAGACAGAAGAAAAAAGGUUACUUUUUCAGUACAAAGAGAAGGAACGAUAACAAAUAAAACCAUAACACCUAUAAAUAGUUACGAAUUAAACAAUUUGGGAUUACCAUUCGAAGUAUAUCAUUCUUACCAAAUGCCACUAAAAAGGAAUAAUACAAGAGAAUUAGUUAUCGAUGAUAAAAUAUUCGAGAAAAAAUUGAAUCCUUCACAAAUUUUCAUCUUAGCAAAUUUGCUUUCAAGAAAAAAACGAUCAUUAAGUAUGCACAAAAAUGUUAAGACAUUUACAAAGAAAGUAAGACCUGGAAUGAGUACUUACAUGAAUGAACAUCCAAUCAAUACAAAAGUGUUUUAUAAAAACAGGAAACGAAAUAAACGACAAAUAGAUAAAAUACGUAUAAUAGCCUCCGACGGAAUGCCUAACUUCCAAAAAAAUUCAGAUGAAAAUGUAUACGUAGUCACAUCAGGUGAAAACGUCUUAGCUGACAGAGCUAUUAGAGAUGAAAUGUCGGAACACGAACCAGUGAGCGAUUUCGAAAAACCAACACAGGAAAAAUUUGAAUACUUCGAUCCAUAUAGUGCUUACAAUUCACAAAAAAAUCCCUACGCUAAUAUUUUCGCAAGUAAAUCAAGACAUAACGUUUUAAUGUCCAAAUACCCUCAUAUUUUAAUGGAAGAACUAACGAGAUCUAAAGAAGACUAUAACGACAAGGAAUCACAAAUUACUUUGAGUAAAUAUAUGACAAAUAUCGGUGAUAUAAACUUGGAAAGCACCACGCCUAAGUUUACUACAUCUAUAGACGCGGCUGUAGCUCCAGUAGUGCAAGACCUUUCAGAAGCCUUAGUACCACAUCCUAAUUACAAAUUGACAGUCAAGAUUGUACCCAAGAAUGAAUCUGACCGUCACCCAGGUUUCAAAGAAAUACAUACGAGUAUAAAUAAGAGUGUUAAUAAGAAUGGAGUAGUGUUCUCAUCGCAAAUGAAUAUAUCAGAAAUAUCGAAAGUCGAAAAUUAUGAAAAGGAAAUGGGAUUGCUACAAUUAGGUAAUUUUUCAAAAACAAGCUCACCAUCGCCUUUGGUAAAGCAGUUGAAAGAACAACAAGAAAAAAUGAAAAAGAUCUUAAAACAACACACUUUAAAAAUCGACGAGCAACUUGAUCACUUAAAAAAAGAAAAACAAAAUAUAGAAAGUAUAAUUGUACCUGGAAAACCAGGCUUAAGAGACAUUGAUGAUAUAGACGUUUAUAUACCUUUAAAUCCACCACAAGUGCUACAUUUAAACAAAGUUGAAGCAAGGCAACUUAUAUCCUCCGCAAUAAUGAAAUUACACGAAAUACCUCAACUAAAUGACGUUGUCAACAAUACAUGCACUGAAGCGAAGAACGUGGAAGGAAUUGAAACCACUAUUACCAAAAGGAAAAACACUCCUACAACUACUACUACUACACCCCAACCGCCGAUCUCAACAACUACUCACUCAAGUAUGGAAAUGAGAACUACAACUCAUUAUAUCCCACAUAUGCCUAGUUACCACGUACCUAGAGUAGAUCCUGACAGGUUAAGGAUACUAAGAACAAUACAGAGAAACGAGAAUUUAACACAUGCAAUUUUGUCAAAGAUUGACAAAAAUACUGAUCUUUUGCAGACAUUUUUACAAAAGUUGACGGAAAAGAUAGACCCGGACAUAAAACGUGAGCAUAAACAUGAAGAGCCCAAAACUGACAAGACUAUUGAAUUUCCAACACAAGAAAGUCCUGUUAUGAAUAUCAUACCACAUCCCAAAAUGCAUAAUAUGCAUUAUCCAUAUCCAAAAGAAUGGGGCCGUCAAUAUGUCGACCCCAAUUUCUAUAGAAACAUGCAAAUGCACUUACAAAAUGGUCUACCAAACAGUAUGCAAAAUAUACCAAAUGGUUUACACAACAUACCAAACGGUUUACACAAUCUACCUAAUCUCCAAAAUUCUAUGUCAAAUGGUCUACAAAACAUACCAAAUGCACAAAUGCAUAAUAUACCUAUAAUGUCGAUGACAAAUUUACAAAAUUUGAAUGCAGAAGAAGGCAAAAAUGAUACAGAUACAUCUAUACCAUUCGUGUAUGCUUAUCCAAAUGCAUACCCAUUGGCAAAACCCAACAAUCCCCCAAUGGCAAGCGUAGUAUACCACGGACAUAUACAUCCAAAUGCAAUGAAAAAUUUGGUAAAAGAUGGACAUCCAAAAGAAAUACCACAUGUCAAGCAUUUAACCAAUAAACAAACAGAAUCAGCGAAUCAAACUAGAUUUUUCUUUGAUGAUAUGGAUCCAGUUGCAGUAGGAAUGAACUUGGGAGCGAUGAAUAGAAAUACUACGACAACAUGAAAUGAUACUGUUGUGGAUGUUAUGUUUUACAUAGGUAUAUCAUACAUAGAAAGGGCGUCGCAUUUAUCUUUAUACAAUGAAAUUAACCCUUCAUGAAAUUGACUCGAUUACCACAAAAAAAUAUUAAUCAAUUUUAUUCAUUUUCAUGAACAAAUUACGCUUCACCAAAA